AUGGUAUUCGUCAGUAUGAUUCAAGUACGUCUGGAGUAUAUCAGCGAAAAACUCAGAUUAAUCAAAUGGAAUAAUGAGUUUAACAGUAAUUUGACUCUAACAUUUUUAAGAGAUAUGUGUGUGUUGCAUAUGAAACUAAAUGAUAUAACAUUGUUAAUUAAUGAAGUGUUUGGCAUCAGUAUAAUGGCAAAUGUCGCGAUGUAUUUUGUGCAAUUUGUAUGUGGUGGAUAUACAAUGGUAUUUGCUUUUAAAUCCAUUACGGACACAACUGAAAUGUAUCAGUUGUGUCUUACAUCAAUUAUUUAUAAUUAUCCGUAUCUUCCUUUAUUUUUUUGGAUCUGUUAUUGUUGUCGCUGUACAAUUCAAGAAUCUACUAAAGUUGGUCAAAGGUUGCAUUCACUUAAUACUGGAGAAGAAAUUGACUCAAUUCAAGACCAGAUCAAGACAUUUUCACUGCAAGUACUGCACCAAAACAUAGAAUUUUCUGCUGGAGAUUUUUUCACGAUUAAUUUCACAUUAAUAUUUGCAAUUAUUUGUGCUUUUACUAAUUAUCUCAUAAUAUUAAUGCAAUUUUCUUAA
This is a messenger RNA of Dalotia coriaria, 579 nucleotides long. Its product is annotated as putative gustatory receptor 2a. The record is from RefSeq and is a predicted model, not a curated record. The coding region runs from base 1 to 579 and encodes 192 amino acids. Gene Ontology annotation, cellular component: membrane; neuronal cell body; dendrite. Lineage: Eukaryota; Metazoa; Arthropoda; Insecta; Coleoptera; Staphylinidae. The transcript is spliced from 2 exons. Gene Ontology annotation, biological process: chemosensory behavior; sensory perception of taste; male courtship behavior.